This is a messenger RNA of Phytophthora nicotianae INRA-310, 2733 nucleotides long. RefSeq lists its product as hypothetical. Gene Ontology annotation, biological process: pattern specification process. The record is from RefSeq and is a predicted model, not a curated record. Gene Ontology annotation, cellular component: nucleus. The transcript is spliced from 3 exons. The coding region runs from base 149 to 2185 and encodes 678 amino acids. Gene Ontology annotation, molecular function: chromatin binding. Lineage: Eukaryota; Oomycota; Peronosporomycetes; Peronosporales; Peronosporaceae.
AAAAGCGCGAAUUGGCAACGGGAACUUUAACGCUUGCUCUUCACUUGUUAGUGAUCACCACAGCACCGCUACUGUGACAAGACAAACGUCUGCGUAUUCUACGCUAUCUCAUUAUCUACAUUCCGCUUCUCCAACGCUUGUACAUUCCAUGCCGACCACGCUAUUAGCCAUGGAAGACAGCCACCAUUUCUCAACCAACAUCGGUCACGACUCCUUUGACGCUGACAGUCUCUCAGGAUUCCAUACAGCGUGGAUGGACGAUGAACAGCUUAAUAAUAUGCCAAUCAUGGAUGCGUUCACGGAUGUAUCGACCCCCAGAGCACAAGACAAUGCCACCAAAAGCCAAAACACAGCAGACAAAUCUACAGAGCAGUUUGUAGCAGCAGAUUCGGUGCUCAAUGCGGCACUGGGAGACCACGACGCUCAGCUACUGGGUGAUGCACUGGAUUUCUCCUUCGACACGGAGUUGUCACCCAUUCUGGAGCCUUUCGCAGAUGCCACUGUAGCUAUGAGCCCACUGAAAAUGCAACGGAGACAGACUAAGAGCCCUAGGACACGAAGGACGACCAGUUCUCCUUUAAGGAGAGCACCAACAGCCACAACACCUCGACAGGCCAGCAGGAUGGAAGCUAACAGAACCGACAAGGAGACAGCAUCGUUAACUAUGGCAAAGCGACCUAGAACCAGGAGCUCGUCGUGGCAGGACCAGGAGCAAAACACCUUCUUCACCAUGUUUAAGGUGAAGUGGCCACCUACACCCGAAGGCGAGCCAGUGCCUCCUUUUAGCUCGUUGCUGCUGCAGCGAUUUGAUGCCAUCAGCACAAAAGUCAGGACCAAGAGUGUGAUGGAAGUGCGACAAUUCUACACUACAGUGAUGCAGAAUAUCUCGGAGCUGUUGAAGAUUGUGGAGAACGACAUUGAUUUGACGAACCCGGAUCAAGUGCGCAUUGCAGUUUGGUGCUGGAGCAAACUGAUGGCUGACAAGAGACACUCUGAAAAAUUCUACUCACUCGAUUCGGAGCCCGCGACAGUGAAGACCAACUUGGCCACUUUGCUGCUUCAGUCUAUCAUUCGUAGUCGCCGCCAGAUGCUCAAGGCCAAGUCAGACUCCAGCAACGCACCAGCACCUGGCCUGACUUCCAUCUCUGCAUGGGUGUCAAGGUCAAACCUCAGCUCGUUUUUCGCCAAAGGAAACGCCCCAGUUACAGAGGUAUCAAGUGUGCAGAUCCAUCACCCAAUGGUGCGAAAGAAACACUCUUUGAUGCCUUGUGCUGGUUCCUCCUCAGUCACUGAGAAUGCCAAAAAGGUCUUGCCUACUGUACAGCCCAACUGUAAUUCACCAAGUGGAGUGACAUUAAAGCGUAAGCGCAUCGCAUCGACUGACCGCUCUCCUCGAUCGACCAAGAAGAAUCGUCGUGAUGAAGUGGAAUCGAUCGCCUUCACAAGUCCCAUUCCUACGGAUAAGCGGUCUCGGUCUCGUACACGAAAUGGCGUUGCGUUCCAUACACCACAACAGUCUCGGAAGAAGAUUUACAUUAAGAUGCGCAUGGUUCCGCGAGACAAGCAGACCAAGGCGGACGUGGUACACUGUGGCUGUCGACCGAAGGUGGAGCUCAAGUUGUCGUCGACGAAGAAGAUCUCCGAGAUCACGGCGCACAUGAGCAAGAAGUGGGCAAAAGUGCGGUCGCUCGUGCCAAAGGGGGCCAUGCUGUGCUUCUUCCAGAAAAAUGGGACUGAACGGUGGUCCAAGGAUGACUCCAAUGUGACUUGCUUUGACAUGUGGAAACAAUGUGGCAAGCAGACCAACGGUGAAAAUGUAGUCGAGGUGUCUUACUUGUGGAAAGUACCAGAACAGGUUGAUGAUGAAAAUGUUCAAGUGCAAGAGCUUAUGCCGCUGCUAGCGCCGCCCGGACUUUUCGAGCAGGAAGUAUCCACGGUCAAGCAAAGCAACGAUGAAAGUGAGACCACGCAGUUGUCUCCUGCCCGUGGCUUGCAGGAAUUCGGUGAGAAAGUUGCAUUCGAUCGAAGCAUCGCCGAUGAGGCAAAGGAGGAAGCGGCAGCGCUCGAGGCCUUGAUGAGCGAUAGCGGUGACGAAGGCCUUGGCGAAGAGUACAGUCCGAAUACUGGCCGUCUGCGUCGGCGUAUCAAACCUCAGCUCGUUUCAACGGAAGAGUUCAAUAUCUGAGCGUAUGCACACUUGUAAUAGUACUCCAUUGUAUUGGAGGAAGCCAAAACUGCCACCGCAUCCUUCACGUGUCUACUUUUUUGGCUGAGCUAGCAGGAGGCGGUAGUGGAAGCCACUCUCUAAAGACUUCACCUUCAGGUCUGCGAGCUCUUUCACCGGGUGAAUUCCAGACUCAAAGUUCCAUUCAAAUGCUCGGCCGUCGGCUGCAAACAUGUGGCCCGUCAGUAAUUAUCAAUACAAAGGCAAUAGCAAGAGACUUACCAGUGACGAAAGAGGAUUUAUCCACGCCCUUGCCGAUUUUUACGAUGUCCUUCGUACGCACAACUUGCUCGUUGGUGAUCUGCAGCGGAGUCGUGUGCAUCUGAGAAGCCACAUGAGCAAAGUCGUUCUUCUCCUGGCGCCCCGAAGGCGUACGACCCGCCAGCCAGAUCUUGUCGUCAGCUUUUAUCACAAGUGGCAAGCAAGGGUGAACGUAUUAGAUUAUAGCGACAAAAAUUAUUAUAAACGGCACUCACCAGUAAUAAAAGUCGUGUGGAAUUGGCUGCAUU